Molecule: messenger RNA, 1100 nt
Organism: Rhopilema esculentum
Lineage: Eukaryota; Metazoa; Cnidaria; Scyphozoa; Rhizostomeae; Rhizostomatidae
Source: RefSeq, a predicted model, not a curated record
UUUUUGUCUCUUAAAUUGUCUCACCCAUAAAUUGUGCUGAAAAUGCCCCCAAUCACUCUUUAUAGGAUGUCACCAUUUGUAGUUCAUGGUUCAAUUUACCUUGCUGAAUGAUUUGUAGAGUUUUUUAGUAAAAUUGAUGUUUUUUGAUUAAAUAUGAUUAAAAUUAUAAAAAAGAUGAUUAAAAUUGGUGUUGGGAUCUACAAUUUUUCUGCAUUACCAAAAACUGCUGCAAACCUGAAUUUUUUGUCUUUUGUCCCUAUUUUAGAAUCAACGCCAUCAAUACAAAAAAACGAAGGAGGCAACAACUGAACUUCAGUGCUAUUGGACUAGAGAAUGAAUUUUUCCCUCACAAGGUCACAAAAUCUGCUGCAGAAAAGACUAUGUUUGGGGGUACUUUUUCAAGACUUAAAGGCCUCAAUGAAGAUAUUAGUACCAUAGAUGAAGAUCCAUUUAGUGACUCAGACCCAAACACAGAUGAUGAAGAUUCAUAUAGUAGCUCCAGUGCAAGCUUAGAUUCCAGUGAUGAUGGAAGCAGUGACUCAAGUACAGAUUCAAGUACUGAUAAAUGUGCCACCUUGACAUCAGCAAAGGAAACAUCAAUAUUCAUUGCCCAACUUAGUAGUGAAGAUGAUGAAGGACUGGACAAAGAAGAGGUAGAUGAAAUCCAUCAAACACUACAUCAUUCUAGAAAUUUAGACAUCGAAGAUCAGAGUCUGUUAGCUGGUUUGACUGAUCUUGACUUGAACAGGACAUUUAUUUUUAAAAGCUGUGACAAAGCUAACUCAAUGGACCUUGAAGAAAGCCUUGAUGACCAAGUCCCACAAAUUCAAGCUUCUGCAAUUGCAAAUGCCACUGAAAUAAAAAAGAAAGCAUCAGAUGCGUUGACCAUGCUUUUUCCAGUGGAUGGUGCUGGUGAGGCUUACAGGCUAAGCCAACAGCAGAGAGUGAUUGUAUCUGUGGAAAAACUCAAAGAACUGAAAGGUAGAAAAUGCCUUCAUGUUCUGGAUAAUGGAUCUGUCUGCCAUGGAGUUUUAGAUUAUGCACACUUAAGAUGGUGCUGUCCUUACAAACACAGUGGCUUAUGGAUCAGUUUUCUGUAG